This is a messenger RNA of Akanthomyces muscarius, 1092 nucleotides long. RefSeq lists its product as uncharacterized. The record is from RefSeq and is a predicted model, not a curated record. Gene Ontology annotation, molecular function: oxidoreductase activity. The coding region runs from base 1 to 1092 and encodes 363 amino acids. The transcript has a single exon. Lineage: Eukaryota; Fungi; Ascomycota; Sordariomycetes; Hypocreales; Cordycipitaceae.
AUGUACCGCAGAACCCCACAGAUCCAGCAACGUCUCUACAACAUGUUUUCCAGCUAUAAAGACUAUCAGUCGUUUAGCAACAAGGCCUGGGCUACCGAGAAUAACAGGAACGCCGAUUCGAUCGAAUCUCUACAUGACCUUGUUCACACGUAUAUCGGAUUGGGCGGCCAUAUGGCUUACAUCCCUCUUUCAUCGUUCGACCCUCUCUUCUUUCUUCAUCAUGCCAAUGUAGACCGCCUUGUGGCUAUCUGGCAAGUACUGAACAAUGACUCUUGGAUAUCCCCGAUGAGAGCAGAAGAACCAACGUUCGCUGCCCCUCGAGGAACUUUGCAAGAUGGAAAUACACCCCUUUACCCAUUUGCGGCUGACGAUAAUGGAAAGAUGUGGACUUCGGAUAUGGCCAGGAGCACGGAAUCAUUUGGCUAUACAUACGCCGAUACUGAUACCCAGACUGGAGACCUUCGAGUUUCGUUGAUCAAAAAAAUCAAUAAGUGGUACGGAGGUCACAGCCCUGCAAACAUGAGAGAUUCGCCGUUGCGACACCGCGCCUUUGACAGUAUGCCGCAUGCAAACCGCAGCGCAUCUGUUUUCAAUGUGACGCCAAGUGCUAAAGCACCAGAGAUUUCUAAAGUGGUUGAGAAUAACCAGUAUACAGAGUGGACAGCGAGGAUCCUCGUCAAUAUUGAAGCGCUAGACGGUGUACUGAGCGUCUAUCUGUUUAUGGGCGAGCCGCCCACUAAUGCAACGGAUUGGGGAAACGCCGCGAACUUGGUGGGAACCACAGCGAUCCCUGGUAUGAGUUCGAGCACUGGUUCUGCAGUCAGGGUCUCUUCCGCUAUCCCACUUACCUCGUCAUUGAUGAAACUUCUUGCGGCUGGCCAUGUUCCCAGCCUAGACCCCGAAUCUGUGGUGCCGUUUCUGGAAAAUAAUCUUCACUUUGCAGCACUCGACGGUAAAAACAAGCAGGUCAAUGCAACACUAAUUAAUGGCCUUCAUAUUGGCAUUGAUAGCGCUAGUGUUAGUAUGCCAGCAAGCGACGAAGAGUUGCCCAGCUGGGGAACAGCAGUAACAAGAAUAGAGUUGUUAGGAUGA